GCGACCCUCCACGCGUCGUCCCCGUCGAGUGACGGCGAGAGCCCUAACGCGCGGACGUCUCCUUACAGCGCGGCUGGUGAACAGCACGGUGGUGGCGAGCGGCGUGGUGCAGCUCUACGUGCACGGCCGGUGGCGUGGCCUGUGCGCCAACGACAGCUUGGAGGAGCUGGCCAGAAACACCUGUCUCUCCACGGGAUACCCGGGAUUGAACGGCAGUGCGUUGGUGGCCGCCGCGGGCUAUGGCCCCUACGUCUCCCUCUUCAACAGCAGCAGCAGCAGCAGCGUGGGUGCAGUGAUCAGGUCUGCCGUGCCGAGCCCGCUUCCUCCCACAUGGCAGGGGGUGGGGCAUAGAGCUCAUCGCCAGUCUCAUCAUACGUGGUGACACACACACAAAAUCUGUGUGAGCAUGUGCGAGCUGGCAGUACCGUACACAUUUCAUCAUCAUCAGCCAUGGUCGAUUCACUGCUGGAUGAAGGAAGUCCCGAAGCGCCGCCAUCUCUCACGAUCCUCUCGGACGCGUUCCAUCCUUGGCUGCUACUCCGUUAUUACUCUUGACCCAAAGGCUAGCGUCCCUUCUCGCGGUGUCUUGCCCAAGCGCGCUGUAUAUAUUAUCACUGUAUAUAUUAUCACUGAACGUGUGGGCUGAGUUCAUCAUUACCCUCACAAAACUCUGAGUAAUCAUCGUCGUCAUCAUGCAGAGCCACAGCAAAAAAUAAACAGCAUUCCUGACGAGAUAUUCCUGGAACAUUCUGCCCCCAUAUCCUUACCGCCCACGAGCCAUCCCCGCAGGCUCUGGGCAGGGGGCCCAAGUCUGGUGGAGCGGCCAAGACUCUUUGGCGGUCACUGAAAAAUGAUACGUUGACCAAACACCCUCGUUUUCCCUUCUGCCGGCAGUGAGAGCUGUGACUUCGGCCGCGUGCUGUACGUGAACUGCAUCCCUAAAGCGUGCGGGAGGCGGCGGCUCGUGCCGGAGAGCCGCGUGGUGCACGGGAGCGACGCGGCGCCUGGCGCGUGGCCGUGGAUGGUGGAUCUGCGCUCCAAGGAGCGGCACCUGUGCGGGGCGUCGCUGCUGUCCAGAGACUGGCUCCUCACCGCUGCGCACUGCGUCAGGGGGCACGAGGCGGUGGACUUGACGGCUGCGUUCGGCCUGCGCUCCCAGCUCAACUUCUCGUCCAGUGUGGUGGAGCAGCGGCUCGUGGCCCAGGUCCACAUGCACCGCGACUACAACCACUACAGCAAAGACAACGACAUCGCCCUCCUGCGCCUCGCCUCGCCGGUCAACUACACUGAUGAAAUCCAGCCGGUGUGCUUGCCCGAAGGAAGAGAGCAGUUUUUUCCAGGGACGUUCUGCUACGUCGCUGGGUGGGGACUCAUCAAUAACGCAGGAGAGCUAGCAGACGUGCUGCAGGAGGCAGGGGUGCCGCUCGUGUCCCACACCAAGUGCCAGGAUGACUGGCGCGACCGCUUCGACAUCUCGGACAACAUGGUGUGCGCCGGCUUUGCCGAGGGCGGCCCCGACACGUGUGGCGGAGACUCGGGCGGCCCGCUCAUGUGCGAGGAGCAGGGCCACUGGCACCUCGUCGGCAUCAGCUCAUUCGGCGACUACCAGUGUGGCCUGCCCAACCGUCCUGGCGUGUACACCGACGUCCUGCGGUACCAGCACUGGAUCGGCGGCAUCGUGGAGGGGGCACAAGGCAGCAGCGGCGGCUCGUGGGAAUGAAGAGUCGGCGAACCCGGGGGCAGUGUCUCUGUUCUUGCAAGCACAGAGACAAUUUCAAGCACAGAGACAAUUUCAACCGAGAAGAUGGAUUCUGGCUUAGCAAUCAUU
This is a messenger RNA of Petromyzon marinus (sea lamprey), 1828 nucleotides long. The record is from RefSeq and is a predicted model, not a curated record. Lineage: Eukaryota; Metazoa; Chordata; Hyperoartia; Petromyzontiformes; Petromyzontidae.